ACGCACGCACACACGCACGUACACACGCACACACACACACACGUAAACACGCACAUACGCACACACGCACACACACAAGGACACACACACAAACACACACACACACACACACACACACACACACACACACACACACACACACACACACACACACACACACACACACACACACACACACACACAAACACCAAGUACAACCUCCCAACCACUCUCUCCGCCCACCGCCAGGACAUCCUCCGCCCCGGCCGCGCCGCCGAGGACGACCCGACGUACCAGCGGUUCGUGGCGACGUGCCCCGAGGGGCGCGUGGAGGACGGCGUGCAACUCCAGCUGGCGUCCGCGCACAAGGGCCCCAGGGUGAUCAAGACACACCUGCGCUUCGACCUCCUUCGGCAGGAUCUCCUGGACACGUGCAAGGUAGUAUACACCGUUCGAAAUCCAAAGGACACGUGCGUCUCUUACUUCCAUCACUGUAGCAACAAUAUUAGAAGCACAUUCAAGGGAGAUUUCUCCAACUUUGCCGAGGCUUUCAUGAGCAACAGUAUAAAUUACGGAACCUAUUGGGACCACGUCAGGCAAGCUUGGCAACGCAAAGGCCACAGGAACCUGCAUAUCAUGUUCUACGAGGAUUUGAAGGCGGAUAUCCACGGCGAACUGAGGAAGCUGGCAAAUUUCCUGCAACUUGAUCGCGAUGACGAUCAGCUGACAACUGUAGCUGAGCACGCGAGCUUCGAGCAGAUGAAAUCUCGCCACGAGCGCCUCAGCGUCAACCACAUGAUCCGUAACUUCUUCCGCAAAGGGCAGGUCGGAGACUGGAAGAACGCUGCGUCUGAGGAGCUGAACAACAAGAUGGAUGACUGGAUUCGGGAAAACUGUCGUGACAUUGACGUUUCCUUCAAAUAUGAAUAGCUGCUGGAAUAAACAGUACGCUUAUUUUUCACUCUUACUUUUUAUUAUUGAUAUUACACUUUUUGAUCUGUAUGUAAAAUUACACUAUUUCACAAUUAGGAAAAGGUAUAUUGAGUUGAUAUUCGAGGUGUUCUAAAUAAAGUCAUCUAUAUUU
Molecule: messenger RNA, 1063 nt
Organism: Penaeus indicus
Lineage: Eukaryota; Metazoa; Arthropoda; Malacostraca; Decapoda; Penaeidae
Product: sulfotransferase 1E1-like
Exons: 3
Biological process (GO): sulfation
Cellular component (GO): cytoplasm
Molecular function (GO): sulfotransferase activity
Source: RefSeq, a predicted model, not a curated record